UUGUUGGGCUCAUUCCGUUUAAGGCCUAUUAAUAUUAGUCGUAGCUUUAGUUAGCCCAACCAGCAUUUGAUUUGUCUGAAUUAUAAGUCCUUAACGGCUAAACCCUAAUAAAUUCCACGCUUUGUUUGACUUGUGAGCACCAUCAAGUUCAAGUCUGUCUCUGAUAAUGUAGAUACCAUUUUUGAUACCAUUUUAUUAAUUAUUCAGAGAUUACCAACAUAUACUUUAUCUUGUUGCCUAAUGCCGUAUAUUUCAUAUUGACGUUUCACAUUUGGUUAUAUAUUUAUGUUCUUUCUCUAGAAUUUACUAUAUAUACGUAUGUAUGCUAAGAUCAAUGUCAUAACAAUACAUGAUUUACACCUCUCUUAAUUGUCUAAAAAAUCAUUAGGUCACAUCUCUUUCUUAACCUAACGAUGGAUCUCCGAUUCUUGGCGUCCUUGACCUUUCUUCUCGGUCUAUUCUUCGCCAAUACAAUUCCAGCAGUUCGACAAGUCGGGGUUUGCUACGGAAGAAACGGCGACAACCUCCCUUCGGCGGCAGAAACCGUCGAGCUCUUCAAGCAGAGAAACAUCCGACGAGUUAGGCUAUACACUCCAGACCACGACGUUCUAGACGCCCUACGUGGCUCCAACAUCGAGGUAACGCUGGGCCUUCCCAACUCUUAUCUACAGAGCGUGGCCUCGAGCCAAUCACAAGCUAACACGUGGGUCCAAACCAACGUCAUGAACUACGUGAAUGGCGUCAGGUUCCGUUACAUAUCUGUUGGGAACGAAGUUAAGAUCUCUGACUCUUAUGCACAGUUCCUAGUCCCGGCCAUGAUAAACAUUGACCGGGCGGUUUUAGCAGCCGGACUAGGUGGUCGUAUCAAGAUAUCCACGGCGGUAGACAUGGGAGUGCUCGGAGAGUCUUAUCCACCAUCGAAAGGUUCGUUUAGGGGAGACGUUAUGGUGGUAAUGGAACCAAUCAUACGUUUCUUGGUAAGCAAGAACUCUCCUUUACUCUUAAACCUCUACACUUACUUCAGCUACGCGGGAAAUAAAGAUCAAAUACGACUCGAUUACGCUCUCUUCACGGCUCCUCCAGGAAUCGUUUUGGACCCUCCGAGAUCUUACCAAAACCUAUUUGAUGCGAUGCUCGAUGCGAUGCACUCGGCUCUAGAGAGAUCCGGUGGCGGAUCGUUGGAAGUAGUUGUGGCAGAGACCGGAUGGCCAACGGGAGGAGGAAUCGAUACAAACAUACAGAAUGCGGGAAUUUAUAACAAUAAUUUGAUUAAUCAUGUGAAGAAUGGGACACCGAAGAGACCGGGGAGAGAAAUCGAGACAUAUAUAUUUGCCAUGUAUGACGAGGAUAAGAAGCCGACUCCUCCUUAUGUUGAGAAGUUUUGGGGAUUGUUCUAUCCGAACAAGCAGCCUAAGUACGCUAUUAACUUUGGUUGAACCGAACCGAUAUUCUAACCAAGGAAUGGUAUAUUGUAUAUUUGAACAAAAUAUAUAGAUAUUGGUAUAUCAUUAUACAGGAAAUAAAGUUGGAG
Molecule: messenger RNA, 1531 nt
Organism: Arabidopsis lyrata subsp. lyrata
Lineage: Eukaryota; Viridiplantae; Streptophyta; Magnoliopsida; Brassicales; Brassicaceae
Product: probable glucan endo-1,3-beta-glucosidase BG1
Exons: 3
Coding region: 414-1436 (340 amino acids)
Biological process (GO): carbohydrate metabolic process
Cellular component (GO): plasma membrane
Molecular function (GO): hydrolase activity, hydrolyzing O-glycosyl compounds
Source: RefSeq, a predicted model, not a curated record